Messenger RNA from Ipomoea triloba (trilobed morning glory), 4275 nucleotides. RefSeq lists its product as uncharacterized. The coding region runs from base 1 to 4275 and encodes 1424 amino acids. The transcript has 8 exons. NCBI's taxonomy places the organism in Eukaryota, Viridiplantae, Streptophyta, Magnoliopsida, Solanales, Convolvulaceae. Gene Ontology annotation, molecular function: zinc ion binding; nucleic acid binding. Gene Ontology annotation, biological process: DNA integration. The record is from RefSeq and is a predicted model, not a curated record.
AUGUGGGAAGUAAUCUCAAAUGGUCCAAUAGAAAUAUUGAAGGCUAACACGGCAUUUGUCCUAUCACCAGAUGCUCCUCAGUACAUACAAAAGCCUAAGCCGGAAUGGAUUUCUGACGACAGAAUACGAAAUAACUUGGACAACAUUGCCAAUGAUAUUUUGUUUAAAGCCGUUGAUGAUACCAUAUUUCCAAAAAUAAGGAAGUGUAAAACUGCCAAAGAAAUAUGGGAGGCACUCAUCAAAAUAGGAGAAGGAGACGAACAGGAAAAAGACAAUAAGCUAACAAUUGCCAUGAAGAAAUUUGAAGACUUUAAAAUGCUUUCAAAUGAAAGUAUAGCCAACAUGGAGGCAAGGAUGAUCAAAAUACUAGGAGAGAUAAAUGAUCUGGGUAAAACCAUUACUCAGAAAGAAAUAUCUCUCAAAGUAUUACGUGGACUACCAUCAAGCUGGGAUAUGAAAGUGACAGCAAUAAAACCAUUACUCAGAAAGAAAUAUCUCUCCACGGAUAAGCUUUUUAGUGAUCUAAAAGCUUAUGAGUUCGAAAUGAAGGCGAAAGUAGAAGAUGAACGUGAAGAAAGAACCACAGCUCUUAUAACCGAACAACCAUCCUCUUUAAGGUCAGUAGAUGAUAUAAAUUUUAUGACUGAUGAACAGUUUUCUCUAUUUGUUAGGAAAUUCAAAAAGUUCAUGAGAAAGAACAACUUCAAAAGGCCAACCCAAGGAAAUCAAGGAAGUUCCUCCAGAAAGCCAAGAAAAGAAAUAGUCGAAGAAAACACAAAUCUGUGCUACAACUGCAGAAGGCCAGGACACUUCAUAGCCGAAUGUCCUUAUCCCAAAGUUAGUAAAAAUCAAGGUAAAACCCCUAUUGAAUCUUCACAUGAAAAGUUUGAAUCAAAGGAAAGAAGCCCCAGAAAAGAUAGAAGGAAAGCACUCAUCGGGAAUGAACCAGUUGAACUAAAUGAGUCAGAAGAAUCAUCAUCUAGUGAUGAAAGUAAAUCAUCAGAAGAAGACACAGCUCUAUGCUGCUUGGUGAGCAAGACAUUAGAAUUGGAUUCAGAUGAAGAAUGCUUAAUGGCUCACGAAACAGAUGAAGAAGAGGUAACUUCUAACACCUUUGACUCAGUUACUUCAUCAUUUAACUCUAGAGAAUCCAUCGUUAACCUAAUGAAGGAUUGUCAAGAGAUUAUGACCACUCAGUCUCAACUCAAAGAGCGCAAUAAUCUUCUAAUUCUUGAAAAAGAAGAAAUGACUGAAAAAUUGCAAAAUGCUCUACUUGAAGUGAGAAACUUGAAGGCUGAAAUAAUUCGUCUUCAAGAAGAGUGCAAAUCAAGAGAGGUUAGAGAACAUAACCUGAGGGCAACUAUAGCUACGUUUACAAAUUCAUCCAAGAUAAUGGAUAAAAUGGUAAGCAUGCAAAAACCCUCAGGAGAUAAAGCCGGACUUGGCUACAAUCCUAUAUGUUCUAAAACCCCUGAAAACCUGACUAAUUCUACUACUACUUUAAUCAAUAAAGUUCCAGAAGUAAAAUUUGUUAAAAGUCAGGAUAGCACAAUGAGACGAGGAAUUGGUUACCAAACUAAUGCCACAAAAAGUACUGCAAAGGCUAAACAUAAUAAUAUUACUCCGCCAAAGCAGAAAACACUUAAAGUGCAUAAGUUUGUUUCUCAACAUGAGACCAAUGAGUCUAGUGCACAAAGAACCCAUAGAAAAAAGGGAAGUCUUUCUAAGAAUGGGGCUGGGAGACUUUAUCCCACCGAGCAAGAUUGGUUGUAUGACGCCAAACCAUGGAACAAGACUAGACUUACCAACUUCCACAGGCUUAAACAACAAUCUACUUCCCGGGUUACCAACUUCCACAGGCUUAAACAACAAUCUACUUCCCGGGUGCCAAACAACAAAAUGAAUUUUCAAAACCAGGCACCAAGGGAUACUUGGUACUUUGACAGUGGAUGUUCACGGAAUAUGACCAGAGAAAAAUCCAACCUAGUACAACUCAAGGAAGUCAAAGGACCAAAAGUCAUUUUUGGUGGAAAUGGAAAUCAUGGCAUCACCAAAGGAGUAGGAACAAUUAUCAAGAAUGGUUUGAAAAUAGAAGAUGUUUCCUAUGUCGAAGGAUUAAAAUUCAACUUGCUGAGCACCAGUCAAUUCUGCGACAAAGGCUACCUUGUAGAAUUUUACUGGAACACUGCCAAAAGCUCAGUAUGCCUAGUUGCAAACAACUCAAACGUGACUAGUUGGGAAUGGCACAGGAAGCUCAACCACUUAAACUUCAAGACUAUUAAUCAACUUGCAAGGAAAAACCUUGUAGAAGGUUUACCGGACAUAGUCUAUAAAAAGGACCAAGUAUGUGAUGCAUGUCAAAAGGGAAAGCAAAUAAAAUCAUCAUUCAAGUCAAAGACACAUGAGUCAACCUCAAGACCACUAAGCCUACUUCACAUGGAUCUAUUCGGUCCAGUUGAUCCAGUAAGUGUAAGUGGAAUCUCUCACCAAUUGUCUGCCGCAAGAACACCUCAGCAAAAUGGUGUAGCUGAGAGAAGAAACCGAACACUCAAAGAAGCUGCACGUGUAAUGAUUUCGGCAGCCAGACUCCCUAAACGUUAUUGGGCGGAAGCUAUUAACACUGCUUGCUAUACUCAAAAUAGAAGCAUGAUCCACAAGCAGUACAGCAAGACGCCAUACGAACUUUGCAAAGGGAGAAAACCUGAUAUUAGUUAUUUUCAUUCUUUUGGUUGCAAAUGCUUUAUUCAUGUUAAUGAUAAAAUGCAUCUAAGAACUUUUGAUGAGUGUGCAGAUGAAGGAAUCUUCUUAGGUUAUUCGACUACCAGCAAAGCAUUCAGAAUUUUGAAUAAAAGGACAAUGGUAGUAGAAGAAUCUAUACAUGUCGUAUUUGAUGAGAAAGACAUUGCCAAAAAUGUUACGCAAGUUAUGAAUGACGGUAAUGAAAGUCAAAUUGAUUUUUGUGAUACUAAUGAAUUGUGUGGAGAUGAUAUUUUGCAGGGAUUAUAUGAGCUAGAAAUUAAUUCUCUAGAAAAUCCCAUCCACCAUACAUUAGAAAGAAAUGAAGUUGGAGGUGAAAUUAAUGAUGGAAAUACAUGUGAAGCUGGAAAUGACGUCGAAACUAAUGAAAGAGUCGAAGAUCUACCAACCACAAGCACACAACCAGCCAACACCAUGAGAAGCUUGAACACCUUUGAGCCAGAUCUAAGAUGGUUAAGGGAUCACCCUCCAGAACAAGUCAUUGGAAAUGUGCGAGAUGGCGUAAAGACAAGAUCUGCAACAAGAGACGCCUUAUUCACUUGUUUCUUGUCACAAAUUGAACCUAAGGAGAUAGACGAAGCUCUAAGCGAUCCAAGCUGGAUAGAUGCUAUGCAAGAAGAGCUCAAUCAAUUCAAAAAAAAUGACGUUUGGGAGCUUGUUCCGAGACCAAAGAGUCAUAAUGUUGUUGGUACAAAGUGGGUCUUUAGGAACAAAGCAAAUGAAGACGGCGUGAUUGUUAGGAAUAAAGCAAGGCUAGUAGCAAAGGGGUACUCACAAGAAGAAGGAAUCGAUUUUGAUGAGACCUUUGCCCCGGUUGCAAGACUUGAAGCAAUAAGAAUCUUCCUUGCUCAUGCUGCAUUCAAAAACUUCACAAUCUACCAAAUGGACGUCAAAAGUGAAUUCUUAAAUGGAUUACUCGAGGAAGAAGUUUAUGUUGAACAAUUCUUAAAUGGAUUACUCGAGGAAGAAGUUUAUGUUGAACAACCCCCAGAUGGAUUACUCGAGGAAGAAGUUUAUGUUGAACAACCCCCAGGUUUCGAGGUCGAGGAAGAAGUUUAUGUUGAACAACCCCCAGGUUUCGAGGUAAAAGGCGAAGGUGAUAAAGUCUAUAAACUAAAGAAGGCAUUGCCAGACAUAUCUUAUGCCGUGGGAGUGUGUGCAAGAUUUCAAUCAAAUCCAAAAGAGAGUCAUCUCACUGCUACAAAGAAAAUCAUAAGAUACUUGAAGGGCACAAUCAAUGUUGGAUUAUGGUAUCCUAAAGGAUGCAAGAUAGAUAGAAAAAGCACCUUCGGAACAUGCCAGUUCUUAGGGAGAAGGCCAGACAUAUCUUAUGCCGUGGGAGUGUGUGCAAGAUUUCAAUCAAAUCCAAAAGAGAGUCAUCUCACUGCUACAAAGAAAAUCAUAAGAUACUUGAAGGGCACAAUCAAUGUUGGAUUAUGGUAUCCUAAAGGAUGCAAGAUAGAUAGAAAAAGCACCUUCGGAACAUGCCAGUUCUUAGGGAGAAGGCUUGUAUCUUAG